AUGCGCAACCUCUGGUUUCUCGUUAGCUGUCUGGCAUUGAUCGCAGUCAGUGCUGCACGUGAAAAAGUCGUCUACUGCUACUUCGGUAGUUGGGCAGUAUAUCGUCCAGGAAAAGGACAAUUCCAAAUCUCGAACAUAGACACAUCCCUCUGCACCCACUUGGUCUACACUUUUGUGGGCCUCGAAGGUGAAAACGUGAAGGUUCUCGAUCCUUGGCAGGACCUCCCUAAUGACUGGGGCAAGGAUGGCUUCAAGCGUUUCAACGACCUGCGCCUGAAAAGCCCUGGACUCAAGACGCUGAUAGCCAUGGGGGGAUGGAACGAGGGAUCAAUCCAAUACUCUCAGAUGGCUUCUAAGCCAGAAACACGUAAGGGCUUCGCUGAAAAUGUGGUAAAAUUCGUCCUGAAGCAUGGAUUCAACGGUUUCGAUCUCGACUGGGAGUACCCGGCCCAGCGCGGAGGAGCUCCUGAAGACCGCAAGAAUUAUAUUGAACUCCUGAAGAUCUUGAGGUCACGUUUCGACGAGGAGGGACUGAUUUUGAGUGCCGCUGUAGCUGCUGCUGAGUUUUCCGCCAAUAAAUCAUUCAAUAUACCUGAGAUGAGCAAAUACUUGGACUUCAUCAACAUCAUGGCUUAUGAUUUUCAUGUUGCGAAGGACCUUGUCACGGGACUGAAUGCCCCUUUUCUGGCUUCUCCUUCUGACACUCCGAAAGACAAGCAAUUGACUGUUCAAGCUGCAGUUAAGUACUGGUUGAAACAAGGUGCCCCCAAGGAGAAACUUGUCCUCGGAAUGCCACUUUAUGGACGAUCCUUCACACUGGAGAAUCCGUCAGAUAACAGAGUUGGAGCUCCAGCUCGUGGCCCUGGUAUGGCUGGACCGUACACUCGCGAGCCUGGAAUGCUGGGGUACAAUGAAAUUUGUGAGAUGCACGCCAUGGGUGGCUGGAAGGUUGUUUUUAAUAUGGAACAUUUUGUGCCUUAUACCACCAUGGGAAACCAGUGGGUUUCAUACGAUAACGUCAAAUCAAUCCGUGAGAAGGCAACGCUCAUCAAAGAUUUGGAUCUGGCUGGCGCCAUGAUAUGGAGUGUGGAGGGUGAUGACUUCGGGGGAGUCUGUGGUGAGAAAUAUCCCCUUCUCAAGACCAUCAAUGCAGUCCUUCGAGGUGGUAAACCAGUUCCUGAAGAGCCAACCCCACCAGUAAAGCCAGAAUCAACGACAUCACCUCGCCCAAGCCUUUGCACGACAGACGGACCCAUCCCGGAUCCUGGUUCCUGUGGAUUCAUCAUGUGUGUUCCAGAUGACUUCGGUGGAUUUGUCGAGCACGCCAUGCAGUGUGCGCCUGGGCUGUGCUUUAACCCAGCCGUUGCAGCCUGCGAUUGGCCACUCAAUUAAUGAACAUAACUUCAAAUUAAUUGUGAUUGAAGCCUCGCCAUAGUCUCGAUUAUCUGGUUUUGCAGAUGAAUAUCUCAU
This is a messenger RNA of Diachasma alloeum, 1470 nucleotides long. Its product is annotated as chitinase-3-like protein 1. The coding region runs from base 1 to 1392 and encodes 463 amino acids. Lineage: Eukaryota; Metazoa; Arthropoda; Insecta; Hymenoptera; Braconidae. Gene Ontology annotation, molecular function: chitinase activity; chitin binding. Gene Ontology annotation, cellular component: extracellular region. The transcript is spliced from 4 exons. Gene Ontology annotation, biological process: chitin catabolic process; carbohydrate metabolic process. The record is from RefSeq and is a predicted model, not a curated record.